CACUUCCAUCCACCGUAACGACCACUCUCCGUCUCUGCCCAACGAUUCCCCUCACACCAACAUGACUCGCACCGAGAGGUCUGCAUUCCCCCGCGCGGUUGCUAAGGAUCGCCAUGAGCCCAAGAACGGUAUCGACAAGCACAUCCCCAAGAACGGGACUGGCGGCCACAACUGGGGCAACCCAGCGAAGGAGUACGAGCUCGAGGCUCAGGCGUUCGAGGAUGAGCAGCUCGAGUUCGACCCCGACGUGAUCCACCCGAAGAGCGGCGUUGAACGACGCGCUGAGCGUGCGUCCGUGUCCUCACUCUCUCAGGAGGAAAGGGACAACGCCGUCAAGUUCCGCAAGAAUGCCCUCAAGGCCGAUGGCAUAGACCUUGGGUCCAUCGCGCGGACGUCCGCAGCUGUCUCCACGUCCCCUCCGAACCAGUCGAUCCCCAUUACCAAUGACGCCGACACCUCCAAGCUGAAGCCCGAUGAGCUUACCUGAAUAAUCGAUGUUGUCCUAAUCAGAAUCAAACAACGCAUUAAUGUACCAUAGACCGCUAUUGUAUUUAUAGUUAGCCAAAUUGCCGAUGCAUAAUCCGUG
This is a messenger RNA of Punctularia strigosozonata HHB-11173 SS5, 586 nucleotides long. RefSeq lists its product as uncharacterized. Lineage: Eukaryota; Fungi; Basidiomycota; Agaricomycetes; Corticiales; Punctulariaceae. The coding region runs from base 62 to 487 and encodes 141 amino acids. The transcript has 3 exons. The record is from RefSeq and is a predicted model, not a curated record.